AUGGGAAUUAAAACAAUCUUGUUUUUAGCUGUAAUCGCACCUACAUGCACUCCCACCUCUAAAGACAAGCUCCUAGGAAGUUUUGCUGUUAGAAUACACUGUAUUUAUACUCUGGACCAGUCAAAGCUCAAUUGUUCCUCACUGUCCAUCUUAAACGAGACUGCUGACUUCGUCAAAGGCCCAGUGGUCACACGUGUCAUGCCCUUGUUCUACAUCUUUAUCAUCAUUAUUAGUUUACCCCUGAAUGCUGUGGCCUUGGUGACGUUCACCUGUUGGAUUCGAGAGAAGAAACCAGCUGUGAUCUACAUGGCUCACCUGGCGUGUGUGGACCUGCUCUUCACCCUGCUGCUGCCUCUGAAGAUCCACUACCAGAUGAACGCUUCAGAUUGGGUGUUCGGUGAGGCGAUGUGUCGUGCGCUUACUGCAGCUUACUACUGCUACAUGUACUGCUCCAUACUGCUGAUGAUGUGCAUGAGUGUGGACAGGCUGCUGGCCAUGGCGUUUCCCAUCGCCUCUCUGACCUGGAGGACCGCAAGGAAAGCCACAUUCAUAUGCACAUUAGCCUGGCUGCUGGCGGUCGCUGGUACAGUGCCGCUUCUCUCAAUGAAACAAACAUUCAAAAUUAAGGAUAUGGGUGUCACCUGCCAUGAUGCACUGGUCCAUAACAACCCUGCAGAUCAGCUGUACAUGUACCUGUUCUCCAUCCUCUCCUGCCUCUACUACUUUGUGCCACUUGUGGUCACCUUACUGAGCUAUUCCAUCAUCAUAUAUGUGCUCCGUACCAAGUCUAAUCAAUUUGCUGAACCAUCAUCGCUCUCUGAAAAGCGAAAGCGAGCUGUGAUUAUGGCUGUCGCUGUGCUGAUGGUGUUUGUUAUGUGCUUUGCACCAACCAAUGGCAUCCUGUUGUACCACUGUCUUCUUUUAGCUACUGGAUUCAACAGCGGGGAGGGAGAUUCAUCAUAUGCGGCUUACCUUUUGGCUGUGUGUUUGGGGAGCUCAAGUGUUUUUCUGGACCCUCUGCUGUACUACUACAGCUCGUCUCAAUGCAGACAGCAGAUCCGCUCUGUGUUCAAGAGAGAUAAGGCAAAAAAAAAAAACAACCUCACCAUGUAA
Labeo rohita (rohu) is the source of this 1113-nucleotide messenger RNA. Its product is annotated as proteinase-activated receptor 1-like. The transcript is spliced from 2 exons. The record is from RefSeq and is a predicted model, not a curated record. The coding region runs from base 1 to 1113 and encodes 370 amino acids. Gene Ontology annotation, biological process: positive regulation of Rho protein signal transduction; blood coagulation; thrombin-activated receptor signaling pathway. Gene Ontology annotation, molecular function: thrombin-activated receptor activity. Lineage: Eukaryota; Metazoa; Chordata; Actinopteri; Cypriniformes; Cyprinidae. Gene Ontology annotation, cellular component: membrane.